Phytophthora nicotianae INRA-310 is the source of this 629-nucleotide messenger RNA. RefSeq lists its product as hypothetical. Gene Ontology annotation, molecular function: protein binding. The record is from RefSeq and is a predicted model, not a curated record. NCBI's taxonomy places the organism in Eukaryota, Oomycota, Peronosporomycetes, Peronosporales, Peronosporaceae. Bases 101 to 553 code for a protein of 150 amino acids. The transcript has a single exon.
AACGCUCGCAACUUGGCGAAAAGCAACUUAAUUGGCCUCAAGUGCACGCGCAACUUGGCGAAAAGUUGGACACUUGAGUACGUGGCAGGACCUACCAUCGAUGGACGACGAGUUGUGUGUGCCUCGAUCGUAUUACCUUCUGCCUUUUGCCGACAAUGGCUUAGAAGUGCGGGACUCCAACAUUCCGGGAGCUGGCAAAGGGCUAUUCGCCACCAAGUUCCAUGCUCAAGGGUCUACCAUCUGCGAGUACUCGGGAGUUGUGGUGCCGAAUGAAGUAGCCUGGAAGCAAAAGGACAAGUCAUACCUCAUGAAGCUCGGCGGCGGUGUCUACGUGGACGCUUUAAACUGUCCUGACGUCCUGGCGCGGUACAUCAACGACUGCAGAGGACAUCGCGGGGGCUUCAACGUCCACUUCGUGAAGCGCCCGGAGGACACUAAGGCCGAUGUCGUUGCGAUGCGAGACAUUCACCCCGGAGAGGAGCUGUACGUCAACUACGGUCGUCUUUACUGGCUCGCCUACAACAUGAUGCACCCCAGUAACCCCGUGCGCUAACUGCACAUGGCGAACCUUCCGUUAAUUGAUGAAUACCACUACAUUGCGUUAAUUGAAAAAGAAUGGCAUGGUCUAC